CACAACUUCAAAUGGCAGCAGUGUUGCGGCAAUGCGCUCACUUGUAAGCCCAAUUUAAGCUGCCUUUCUUUCUUUCACGAGUCCUGGUUCCUGUUCAUGAAUGAAGUAGAUGGCGGUCACAAGCGGUCAACGAACCCCCCGAGCUCCUGAUCCAGUCCAUGUUCUGCGGGGCCACCGCACAGACGUCACGGCUGUGGCAUUUGCUGCUCAGUCGAACCUUCUGCUCUCAGGAGAUGCUGAUGGGGAAGUGAAAGUGUGGGACCUGGGCGUGCGCAGAGCCGUGUCAUCUGUCAGGGCCCACACAGCCAGCGCUGGUGUCAUCGGGUUAGCUGCAAGCAGGCUCAACCCCUCCAAGUUUGUCAGUCAAGGCCGCGACGGCGUCGUGAAAGUAUGGGCUGUCUCGGAGGCUGCCCUUGCAAGGCAACCCCUGCUGGUAAUCGAGACUGGCUCCUACAACUUCUGCAAGCUCUCCCUGGCCGAAGCUCAACACCUCCCGUCACCAAUUGAAGCACGUUUUCCCGAGAGUCCGUUACAGCCCUCUGAGGCGGAACCCUCAAGGGAUGUGCAGAGAUCUAUGGAGAGUCGAGAGGCAGCAGGGACAAGUGGGAGGGGGUUAGGUUGUGAAUCGGACGCGGGCCGGCUGCAGAAACUGGAAAGCUUUGAGAGCAAACAGAGCGCUACAGACGAAAGCCAGCUGAGAGGAGACAAUGAUGCCCUAGGGGAAGAUGAAGCAGAAGGGGGUGGUGGUAAUUCGCGGGAUUCUUUAGGGGAAGCGAGCAGAGGGAUCCCCCACGAGAGGAGAGGGCUUUCUGCAGCGAUGGGAGGCCAGAGCUCGGGGCUCGCCGCAGGGCUGCAAUCGGACGGCCAGGGAAGCACGGCGGCAGGUGCUCGGAGUACGGAAGAGGGAACCGGCGAGCGGGCUCUAGAGACAGGUGCCUAUCCGGUGGCGGCCGAUGCGGCGCAGCAGCUAGUGGCCGUCGCGGGAGGGGACCCGUCAACGAUCGAGAUCUGGGACCUUCGCACUGGCCACCAGGAGCAACGACUCGAGCAGCCCAGGAGUGAGGGCCCUGCGGGAGGUCUUCAAACGGACACGCCCUCUGCCGGUAUGUGCAUGUCCGUCCAACUCCUGCUCCAACCCGAGUCGGCGCCCUCCCCAGUAGCCGUCGGUGGGUACGAAGACGGAACCGUGAUGGCGUGGGACCUUCGCUCACCCGCCGUGCCCUGCAUCCGGCAGCGCUUGCACUCAGAGCCAGUGCUGAGCCUGGCGGUGGACCGAACGGGCUGUGGCGGCAUCUCGGGGUCCGCUGAUGACAAAGUCGUCUUCUUCAACCUACGGUAUGCCGAGGGCCGGGGCUGUGUGGCCAAGGAACUUCCCCUAGGGCGGCCCGGCAUCGGCGACAUCGCACUCAGAGAGGACCAGCGGAUCGUCGCCACCGCCGGCUGGGACCACAGGGUUCGCAUCUUCGACUGCAAGCGUCGCACUCCCCUCGGGGUGCUUCGCUACCACUCAGCAGCGGUUACGUCGGUCGCCUUCUCCCCGGGUGGCCAGUUGCUGGCAUCCGCAAGCAGAGACGCAGCCAUCGCUCUCUGGUCGAUCUACCCCCCCAAAACUGGCGGAUAGCCUCGAAAUGAACCAUGACAAAAGGCUCUUUCAGCUCAUCCAAAGCAAUAGUCGGUCAUUGCCCCGUGGAUACAUACCACAAUCAAUUCUUCAUCCACGAACCCGCUUGAUCCUUAAUGCAACGGACUCUCAGGCUUGUAUGUAACCGUGCAGCUGAGACUAGGCUACUUUAUGGGUCAGUGAGCACCGGCACAAAGCGGAUUUUAACAUGUGUGUGGG
Klebsormidium nitens is the source of this 1840-nucleotide messenger RNA. Lineage: Eukaryota; Viridiplantae; Streptophyta; Klebsormidiophyceae; Klebsormidiales; Klebsormidiaceae. The record is from the annotation of a GenBank genome assembly.